Messenger RNA from Aedes aegypti (yellow fever mosquito), 2333 nucleotides. RefSeq lists its product as uncharacterized. The transcript is spliced from 2 exons. The record is from RefSeq and is a predicted model, not a curated record. Lineage: Eukaryota; Metazoa; Arthropoda; Insecta; Diptera; Culicidae. Bases 61 to 522 code for a protein of 153 amino acids.
UAAUCAACUUUCGUUUCCAAAUAGGGAUUCACCUACGUUGCCCCCUCUGUCUUGGAAGAAAUGCAACAGCCACGAGUCGUGACGGCACGGUCACCCCGCCGGACGCCGCGGCCUCACCACGGCAGUCAUCACCAUCAUCACCAUCACAUGGGCAGUCACAGUAGUCAUCACCAUCAUGGGGGCCACGGUCACCAUCGGAUGGGCGGUGCGAUAGGAAACGGCGUCAUAACGCUGGAGGAUGAACAGAUGCUCAGUAUGCCCCGGUCACAGGCAAUGCCAUCAAGUCACCAGCCCCAGCCGAUGCCCCAUCAUAUGGUGUUCCAGCAGCAACAGCACCAACAACAACAGCAACAGUCACAACCUCAGCAGCAACCGCCACAGCAGCAGUCAGCGGCGAGAAGUACGCAGUUCGUAGCCGGACCCAAUGCGCGACAUACGCCGGCCCAUUUGCAGCCAUUUGCGCCACGGCCUUCGCCUCAGGACGAAAUGAUGGAGGUGUAUCCGGAGCUACCGAUUUCAUAGCCUAGAAUGGAAUACAACAAUUUUAGAAGAUUUAUAAUAUAAUAAAAAAAUAAAAAAAAUACUAGUAGUCUAAUUCCCCUUUACCCAUCAUCCCUCACAUCGGAAGAAGAUGCAACAGAAAAGCAACCAACAGGGAGAGAGAAAACCGAACGGCAACAGAAAUCGGGCGGCAGAACAAACCAACCAACCAAUGGCAGUUGAUGGUGAUGAUUCGACAGAACACAAAGAAAGAUAAAACGGUAUAUGAAGUAAGUGAGGAUUUGUUAGAAAGAACGCUAGAAAUGAUUGUACAAUACAGUAGCAUUGAAACAGCAGAGCUGACACCGUUGCCGAACCAUAUUUCAAACAGUUGAGGAUUUUUGCCGAUGGUUUUUCCCGCAUUACUCGGUUUUGAUUUAACACUUUCUAUCGUUUACAUUUUCUGAACGGUGCCCGAGAAGUCCACACGUUCAUUAUCUUUUGAAUUUAAUUCUAUUUGUUUUAGAGAAAAGGACGCAAUACUUAUUUACUUUUGUUUUUGGAUCCCUUUACAAGUUGUUUACAAUCGAUGUAACUUCUAUCAACCGUUUAUUAGUCGUAUUAACGUUCUACUUGAUGUAGCGACGAGUUAGUAAAGGCUAUUUGUGCCGCAAUAUGAUCAUUCACUGUAUAUUACACCUUCCAACAAUUGCUUGAUUAUGUACAUAGUAGUUUACAAAUUUGAUCGGAAUUCAUAUAGGAAUAAAAGAGGGCAUGAAGGCAAGCGAUCGCUGAUCCAGUUCAUGCCACGCGAGAACCACACGGAUCCGACAUUGUUGGAAAUAUGGUACAUUUGGCGGUAAUCAUGUUGAGUUAAGAGUAUUUAGCAAGAUUGAUCGAGAAGACUAGGCAAUAUUUAAACGCGAUUGACCAUUAUUGAAGGAACACGUACUCUCCAUAGCAGGACUAAGCAGAUAAGAAUAAAAGAAUGAAGUUGUGUAAGUUGUGAAAUACUGUGAAAAAAAGUUUCGAGUGGAUUCAUUUUUCUUCGACUUUAAUAUCGUUGUUUCUCACUACAUGUACCCAUUUACUAGUCGGACUUUAUCGGUGGCCGUGAAUAUCUCAACUAAAACUGUAUUAUGUGCACAUCUUGACAAAUCAUUGGCGACGUACACUUGUGAUUAUUUUUUUUUCUUUUUGGGUUGUUCUGAUAAUCAUCGUGAAAUGUGACGCUGCCCCGGGUUCGUGGCCGAUAGAUGGCACCACAGCUCUAGCACUUAUUCAAUUCAGAUUCUAUUUGCUAUAUAGUGAGUGAAUGCACUCGGAAAAGGUGUAUAAAGUUUAGAAUUGUUAUAAACAAAUUUUUGCGCGGCGGAACAGAUGUGUAUAAAACUGUGAAUUCAAAACGCUAGGAUUAUCCCAAGGGAUGGGAGCUAAAAUUUAGCAAGCGUACGGAAAAAUUAGGGAAUUCUUUUUCAAAAUUCGAUAUUCUCUGCGACGCUAAGGGUUGAACAAUCUGUGUAUAGCUUUUUCUUAGCUUGUAAUUAUAUCGAAACGUUUCUAGAAAGAAGAUACACCGCAGCGUUAGGAGGUAUUGCUACAAGAUUAGGGUUCAAUCAAAGAUAAACAGACACACUUUGUUCAUUAUCGCUACGGCUAUGUGGGCUCUUAUAAUUGUCUGCAAUCUUGUUAUUACAAGCAACUGAUUCUUUUAAAAACUUUCAAAUUUUGCAAACUGUGUAGUAUCUCCGAUGUAGGGAUCGGUUUUCGCAAACAGACCGCUUGGUAGAAGAUCCUCCAAAGGUCCUCUCUGGAGCCACCAUAAAUGUCGGUGGCAGAAGCUACUUGUUUUU